Messenger RNA from Daldinia childiae, 1266 nucleotides. RefSeq names its product CTP-dependent diacylglycerol kinase 1. The transcript has a single exon. The coding region runs from base 1 to 1266 and encodes 421 amino acids. NCBI's taxonomy places the organism in Eukaryota, Fungi, Ascomycota, Sordariomycetes, Xylariales, Hypoxylaceae. Gene Ontology annotation, biological process: phosphatidic acid biosynthetic process. The record is from RefSeq and is a predicted model, not a curated record. Gene Ontology annotation, cellular component: endoplasmic reticulum membrane. Gene Ontology annotation, molecular function: ATP-dependent diacylglycerol kinase activity.
AUGUCUUUUCGCGGUAAACCUAUCAUCCCUGCAACACCUCGUGUUAUAUCACCAAGUCCUACACCAUCCGAAAUUCAAGAUACUUCUCAAGAUUCCUACCUCGGUCCAGUUACGCGCUCGGCUGCUAGGCGCCGACAGGCAGGUAGUGCUGCGCUACAACAGCAACCCCUCCACGAAGAUGUCGACGAAGAUUCAGAUCCGGAGCUCCGGAGGGCCCGGACAAGAUCUCGAAGCCCCAUAAAAUCUCGCAAAGUGGGUAGUCUCACAUCUACGAAGACUCCUCGCGCUACCAGGUCGAAACAGAAACAGAAACAGAAGGAAGAAGAUGAUAAAAAAGAGGUAGAGGUAGAGGUAGACGUACAGGUAGAGGACGUCAAAUUUAAACAAGAGCUUAAGAGAGAAGUCAAGGAGGAAACUUCUAAUGGUCACCUAGCACUACCAACACCCACCAUAUCCGGAUGGGAUUGGCGAGACUUUAGUCGAAGUCCAAGUCCUCUAGGCCUUAUUCCGAUACAUCGGCAGUUCAAGAUAUUUAUUCAUAAGCAUGAGGUACCAAGAAAGGCGUUGCACGUAUCUAUCGGGUUUCUCGUCUACUGGCUCUACGUCAGUGGCACGCAGACCUCAGCAGUCACACCCUUCUUGAUGGGAGCUCUGGUCCCUAUUGCGGCUACGGAUUAUCUACGUCAUAAAAAUGCUUCUUUGAACCGUUUCUACGUUAGGUGCCUUGGCGCCUUGAUGCGCGAAACUGAAUAUUCUGGCUGGAACGGCGUCGUCUUUUAUUUGCUCGGUGCAUGGACUGUUCUUCACUUCUUUCCUAAAGAUGUCGCCGUGGUAGCUGUUAUGCUCUUAAGUUGGUGCGAUGCUGCUGCCAGUACUUUUGGCCGGCUUUACGGAAGAUACACCCCGAGAAUCCGACGUGGCAAGUCCUUGGCCGGGUCUUCAGCUGCAUUCUUGGUUGGAGUGGCUACGGCUGGCUGGUUCUGGGGUUGGCUUGCGCCGAGAACAGGCCCCUUUCCCGGCGACGAACAUAAUCCUUUUAUGUUCAAGGGCAUAUUACAACUCCCUACAUUUAUCUCGAACGCGCUCAGUCUUCCCAACUCCCAGAGCGUUGUUGGUGGUCCAGUUGCUGUUGUGUUGUUGAGCUUGUGGUCGGGUCUGACUGCAGCAGGUAGUGAAGUGGUAGACCUUUUUGGUUUGGACGAUAAUCUUACAAUUCCCGUGCUCAGCGGCAUCGGGAUCUGGGGUUUCCUCAAGGUUUUUGGGUAA